AAGAAUAAAUAUUUAUCUCGAUUCGUUUGUAAAGUUACAUCAACUAACUACUAUAAUAAAAAAAAUAAUUAAAUAAUAAACCCAUAAAGAGAAGAAAAGAAUAUUUACUCGAUAUUAGUGUCACAAGCAGUUUGACAACUGUUCUUUAUUACCCUAAAGACUAAAGGGCGCCUUCCUCGCCUUGAAUUCAGCUAGCUGACAAUUGCUGCCAGCUGUCUCCGCUAUUUUGAAUUUUAAAACUUUUGGUAGCCGUUGCCUUGUUUCCACCCGUUAUAAAACAAAUUCUCUGACACCGCCUCGUAAAAACCAUUCAUUUAUUAAAAAAAAAUUUACUGGUACAGUAGAAAAUUCUAAAAAUAAAUAACCCUAGCUUAGAUUAGCCAUCUCCUCUUCUCUGAAUCUGAAUAUAAACCCCCCUUUCCCCUAUUUUCACCAACUUCAAUUCCUAUCUAUCUCUAUUCAGACCAAAGAACCCUCAAAACCCAAAGAAAAAAAUGCGUGAAAUCCUUCAUAUUCAGGGAGGCCAAUGCGGCAACCAAAUAGGAGCCAAGUUCUGGGAAGUUGUGUGUGCAGAGCACGGCAUUGAUGCAACUGGACAUUACCAAGGAGACUUAGACGUUCAACUUGAGAGGAUCAAUGUCUAUUACAAUGAAGCCAGUUGUGGUAGAUUCGUCCCUCGUGCCGUUCUCAUGGACCUUGAACCUGGAACCAUGGACAGCAUUAGAUCUGGCCCUGUUGGCCAGAUCUUCAGACCUGACAACUUCGUUUUUGGUCAGUCUGGCGCUGGUAACAACUGGGCUAAAGGCCAUUACACUGAAGGUGCUGAGUUAAUCGACUCCGUCCUUGAUGUUGUCCGAAAAGAGGCCGAAAACUGCGAUUGCCUUCAAGGGUUUCAAGUUUGUCAUUCUUUGGGAGGAGGAACUGGAUCUGGAAUGGGGACACUUUUGAUUUCGAAGAUAAGGGAGGAAUACCCAGAUAGAAUGAUGUUGACUUUCUCAGUUUUCCCAUCUCCCAAGGUCUCUGAUACAGUCGUGGAGCCAUACAAUGCUACUUUAUCUGUUCAUCAGUUGGUUGAAAAUGCUGAUGAGUGUAUGGUUCUUGACAAUGAAGCCUUGUACGACAUUUGUUUCCGGACACUCAAGCUCACCACUCCCAGCUUUGGUGAUCUGAAUCAUUUGAUAUCUGCAACAAUGUCUGGAGUUACAUGCUGUUUACGAUUCCCUGGCCAGCUCAACUCUGAUCUUAGGAAACUGGCUGUUAAUCUUAUCCCAUUUCCUCGGCUUCACUUUUUUAUGGUGGGUUUUGCUCCACUCACUUCAAGAGGAUCCCAACAGUACCGAGCCCUAACAGUUCCUGAGCUCACUCAGCAAAUGUGGGAUGCAAAGAACAUGAUGUGUGCUGCUGAUCCACGACAUGGCCGUUACUUGACUGCAUCAGCCAUGUUCCGUGGUAAAAUGAGCACCAAGGAAGUGGAUGAGCAGAUGUUGAAUGUUCAGAACAAGAAUUCCUCCUACUUUGUUGAGUGGAUUCCUAACAAUGUAAAGUCAACAGUUUGUGACAUCCCACCCACUGGACUCAAGAUGGCCGCAACAUUUAUGGGCAACUCAACAUCCAUACAGGAGAUGUUUAGGCGUGUGAGUGAGCAGUUUACAGCUAUGUUUAGGAGGAAGGCCUUCUUGCAUUGGUAUACAGGGGAAGGCAUGGAUGAGAUGGAGUUUACUGAGGCAGAGAGCAACAUGAAUGAUCUGGUCUCCGAGUAUCAGCAGUACCAAGAUGCAACAGCUGAUGAUGAAGAGUAUGAGGAAGAGGAAGCAGAAUACGAGGACUAAUGAGGAAACUUAUUUUCUAUGGCCAUUUUUGGCUAUUCAAAAUCUCAACUUCUAGUUGCUGUUUUCUUUAUGUGAAAGAAUUAUUCAUUUUGUUGUAACUGUUGUUGCAUUUAUGGAGUUUCAAUUUCGCUGAGAUCCCUUGGUGGUAUCAUUUCUUGAGUUUUUGAUGCUAAUACUUGCAUCCUCUUUCAGCAAAACCAUGUACCUUUCCUUUCAGGUUUCUAGAUAAACUCUU
Molecule: messenger RNA, 2064 nt
Organism: Durio zibethinus
Lineage: Eukaryota; Viridiplantae; Streptophyta; Magnoliopsida; Malvales; Malvaceae
Product: tubulin beta-2 chain-like
Biological process (GO): microtubule-based process
Cellular component (GO): microtubule
Molecular function (GO): GTP binding; structural constituent of cytoskeleton; GTPase activity
Source: RefSeq, a predicted model, not a curated record